Notechis scutatus (mainland tiger snake) is the source of this 3050-nucleotide messenger RNA. The record is from RefSeq and is a predicted model, not a curated record. NCBI's taxonomy places the organism in Eukaryota, Metazoa, Chordata, Lepidosauria, Squamata, Elapidae.
CCUCUUCCAUCUCCAUUGUGUGCUGAUCAGAUUGUUUAAUUAUUUUUAUUGAUGAUAUAUUACAGCUUCACAAAUGUAAUUUAAUAAUUACAUUUAAUGUAAAUAGCUUCUUUUAUUUCUUCUCUCUGAAUGCCAUGCAAUUUAAAGGUGCAAAUAUUUUUCCCCCUCUUUCAUUUUCUUAGGGAGGUAGUAGAUUCAAUGGUGCAGCAUUUUAAAGUGACGAUAUUUGGUGACCAUAGACCAGUUUAUGAUGGUAAAAGAAGCCUUUAUACAGCCAAUCCACUCCCUGUAGCAACAACUGGGGUUGAUUUGGAUGUAACAUUGCCAGGAGAAGGUGGCAAAGAUCGUCCCUUCAAGGUGUCUAUAAAAUUUGUUUCCCGGGUAAGCUGGCACCUGUUGCAUGAAGUUCUGACUGGACGAACCUUACCUGAGCCUCUGGAAUUGGACAAGCCAAUCAGCACUAACCCUGUUCAUGCUGUUGAUGUGGUGCUACGACAUUUACCCUCCAUGAAGUAUACACCUGUAGGCCGUUCCUUUUUUUCUGCUCCUGAAGGCUAUGAUCAUCCAUUGGGAGGUGGCAGGGAAGUCUGGUUUGGAUUUCAUCAGUCUGUUCGGCCAGCAAUGUGGAAAAUGAUGCUGAAUAUAGAUGUUUCUGCCACUGCCUUCUACAAAGCACAACCUGUAAUUCAGUUCAUGUGUGAAGUUCUUGAUAUACACAACAUUGAUGAACAGCCACGACCUCUGACUGAUUCUCACCGUGUAAAAUUCACCAAAGAGAUAAAGGGUCUGAAGGUUGAAGUGACUCAUUGUGGAACGAUGAGGCGGAAAUACCGUGUCUGUAAUGUUACACGGAGACCUGCUAGUCAUCAGACAUUUCCAUUGCAGUUAGAAAACGGUCAGACUGUAGAGAGAACAGUAGCACAGUAUUUCAGAGAAAAGUACAACCUACAGCUGAAAUACCCUCAUCUUCCUUGUCUACAAGUGGGACAGGAGCAGAAACACACCUAUCUGCCUCUUGAAGUGUGUAACAUCGUGGCAGGCCAGCGAUGUAUUAAGAAGCUUACAGACAAUCAAACAUCAACAAUGAUAAAAGCAACAGCCAGAUCUGCACCUGACAGACAAGAAGAAAUCAGCAGACUGGUGCGAAGUGCAAAUUACGAUGCUGACCCUUUUGUUCAGGAAUUCCAGUUUAAAGUGCGUGAUGAGAUGGCUCAUGUGACGGGGCGUGUGCUCCCAGCUCCCAUGUUGCAGUAUGGAGGGCGGAAUCGAACAGUGGCAACACCAAGCCAUGGUGUAUGGGAUAUGCGGGGGAAACAGUUUCACACAGGUGUGGAAAUCAAGAUGUGGGCCAUUGCUUGCUUUGCAACACAGAGGCAGUGUCGCGAAGAAAUACUAAAGGGUUUCACGGACCAGCUGCGCAAAAUUUCUAAGGAUGCAGGGAUGCCAAUCCAGGGCCAGCCUUGCUUCUGUAAAUAUGCCCAAGGUGCUGACAGUGUGGAGCCCAUGUUCCGACACCUUAAAAACACAUAUUCAGGACUCCAGCUCAUCAUCGUCAUCUUGCCCGGAAAGACCCCAGUGUAUGCGGAGGUGAAACGUGUGGGGGACACGCUUCUGGGGAUGGCUACACAGUGUGUUCAAGUCAAGAAUGUCAUAAAAACGUCUCCUCAGACCCUCUCAAACUUGUGCCUAAAGAUUAAUGUAAAAUUGGGAGGAAUCAACAAUAUCCUUGUACCUCAUCAACGACCUUCUGUGUUCCAACAACCAGUGAUCUUCUUGGGAGCCGAUGUUACUCAUCCACCUGCUGGGGAUGGAAAGAAGCCUUCCAUUGCUGCUGUUGUAGGUAGCAUGGAUGCUCAUCCAAGCAGGUACUGUGCCACAGUGAGAGUCCAGAAACCCCGCCAGGAGAUUAUCCAAGAUUUGGCCUCCAUGGUUAGAGAACUUCUUAUCCAAUUCUACAAAUCCACACGGUUCAAACCCACACGAAUCAUCUUCUAUCGUGACGGAGUUUCAGAAGGACAGUUUCGACAGGUGUUGUAUUAUGAGCUGCUGGCAAUUAGGGAGGCUUGUAUCAGCUUGGAAAAAGACUAUCAGCCUGGCAUAACAUAUAUCGUGGUUCAGAAGAGGCAUCAUACGAGGCUGUUUUGUGCUGAUAGGACAGAAAGGGUUGGAAGAAGUGGAAACAUCCCUGCUGGAACAACAGUAGAUACGGAUAUCACACAUCCUUACGAAUUUGAUUUUUACCUCUGUAGCCAUGCAGGAAUACAGGGUACCAGCCGCCCCUCACACUAUCAUGUCUUGUGGGAUGACAAUUGUUUUACUGCAGAUGAACUUCAGCUGCUAACUUACCAGCUCUGCCACACCUAUGUGCGCUGCACACGAUCUGUGUCUAUACCUGCACCAGCUUAUUACGCUCACCUGGUAGCAUUCCGAGCAAGAUACCACCUUGUGGACAAAGAACAUGACAGUGCCGAAGGAAGCCAUGUUUCUGGACAGAGCAAUGGAAGAGAUCCCCAAGCCCUCGCUAAGGCUGUACAGAUUCACCAAGACACCUUACGCACCAUGUACUUUGCUUAGCUAUAUAUAAAAUAAAGAUAGAUAGAUAGAUAGAUAGAUAGAUAGAUAGAUAGAUAGAUAGAUAGAUAGAUAGAUAGAUCAAAUGAGAUGGACCCUGUUCACGAAAGGAAGAACUGAAGAAUUAAGUCACAUACAGUGUAUGUUUCCAGAGCAAUUGAUGAAUGGGGAGGGAGCAGCUCUGCCUUGCUGAAGCUGAUUUCUGUUUUUGUGGGGAUGGGGAGCAGGUCUUAUCCUUGUCCUGAUGCCAGGAAGAUUGUUUACUUCACCAAGAACACGCCACUUAUUAUGCAAUAUGAAACCAGCCAACUGCUUUCGGAGCAGCUUCCUGUGGGAAGUGCUGCUGUCAUCAUCUUUUCCUUUGUGUGUUUGGGUCUCUGUGUUUCUUUUUCGGGGUUGGGGGGGGGAGGAGUAAUAGUCUAAUCCUUUUUAUGCCUUUACCUCAAGUUGCUCAGCAGCACAACUCUUUCUGCAAAAAA